GAUGCCACUCACCCGCUGUCCAAAAUGCCCACGGUUGGAUCCCCUUGUGAGGUGCACAACGAAAAGGACAGAGAAUGGCAACUUUGGCCGUGAGUUCGUGAAGUGCGAAAGCAAGGCGCAGGCAGGAAAGGCUCUUAAACAAUGCCACUUUUUUAUGUGGUUGGAUGAGUAUAUUGCGGCACUAGGCAUAUGCAGGGAUGACAUGAUGACCGGAGCAGCCCCGGAACAAGCCGUCGACAGUAGGGCAUAUGUGGCUACCGACACACUUGCUGCCGAACUAAAGAACAUGAAUGCCAACCUUGCCGAACUAAAGAUCAUGAAUGCCAACCUUGCCGAACUGAAGAAAAUGAAUGCCGACCUUGCCGAACUGAAGAACAUGAAUGCCGACCUUGCCGAACUGAAGAACAUGAAGAAAUUGUUUAAAGUCUUUUAUAUUUCUUUGAUAUCUAUCGGUGUGCUUUUUCUUAUGAUGAAUCAUUGAAAACAUCUCGCUAUAAAUUGCUUAGCACUGUGAUGCCACUGUUGUUUAGG
Molecule: messenger RNA, 531 nt
Organism: Panicum virgatum (switchgrass)
Lineage: Eukaryota; Viridiplantae; Streptophyta; Magnoliopsida; Poales; Poaceae
Exons: 2
Coding region: 2-481 (159 amino acids)
Molecular function (GO): zinc ion binding
Source: RefSeq, a predicted model, not a curated record